UAGGUGAAGUGGUUGAAGUGGAUGAUGAAAUUCCCUAAGCGUUACCUGAUUGUCGUUUUGACCUUUAUCUGCACAUCUGUUUGUUACAUAGAGAGGGUUGGGUUUUCAAUUGCAUAUACUGUUGCUGCUGAUGCUGCUGGAGUGAAUCAAUCUAGCAAAGGGGCUAUACUAUCUACUUUCUACUAUGGAUAUGCUUGUUCGCAAGUGCCAGGGGGAUGGGCUGCUCAGAAAAUCGGAGGGAGGACAGUUCUCCUUCUUUCAUUUGUUGUAUGGUCACUAACUUGUGCAUUGGUUCCGUUAGAUCCCAAUCGAGUUUUUGUGUUAAUAAUUGCGCGUUUGCUGGUUGGUGUGGCACAGGGAUUCAUCUUUCCCUCCAUCCACACUGUUCUAGCACAAUGGGUUCCUCCCCAUGAAAGAUCUAGAUCUGUUUCUCUUACAACUUCUGGGAUGUAUCUAGGUGCAGCAAUGGGAAUGCUUGUCCUUCCCAGUCUAGUGAAACUUAGAGGUCCUCAAUCUAUAUUUGUUGCCGAGGCAGCAAUGGGUGGCAUGUGGUCCUUACUUUGGUUUACAUAUGGCAGUGAUCCUCCUCGUAUUGAGCAUCCAAAGGCCACGGCUUCCGGGUUUGGAGAAUUAUUGUUGCCUAUCAAGGGGAAUCUGAGAUCAAAGGUUGAGAAUGGAAGAAUUUCAGUCAAAGCAGCCAAAAUCCCUUGGAUGAAAAUCCUAACUAGCUUGCCAGUCUGGGCAAUCGUUGUGAACAAUUUCACUUUUCAUUAUGGUUUAUAUGUGUUGAUGAAUUGGCUGCCAACCUACUUUGAAUUAGGCCUUAAACUAAGCCUUCAAGAUAUGGGUUCUUCAAAAAUGAUGCCUUAUCUGAACAUGUUUAUAUUCUCAAACAUAGGUGGUGUAGUUGCUGAUCAUUUAAUCACCAAGAGAAUAAUGUCUGUGACAAAAACCAGGAAAUUCUUGAAUACCAUAGGAUUUUUAGUUGCUUCUCUUGCAUUGAUUGUAAUUCCCAUAUUCAGAACAUCUGGUGGGGCUAUCUUCUGUUCUUCUGUGGCUCUGGGUUUUCUGGCUCUGGGCAGAGCUGGAUUUGCAGUGAAUCACAUGGAUGUGGCUCCAAGAUAUGCCGGAAUUGUAAUGGGUGUUUCUAAUACCGCAGGCACUUUAGCCGGAAUUAUUGGAGUGGACCUUACUGGCAGACUUCUUGAAGCUGCUAAAACUGCUAAUUCAGAUCUUACAGGUCCUGAUAGCUGGAGAGCAGUGUUCUUCAUUCCUGGCUUGCUAUGUUUUUUUAGUUCCUUAAUAUUCUUACAAUUUUCAACUGGGGAGAAAAUUUUUGACUGAGGAAGGCUGCUUGUCACUUGAUGAUCUGAUGGCUCAUUUGCAGUGUGUUUGGUUUCACAUCAAAGCAUGGCUUUUGGUGGUUUCCAACGUAAACCCAAGCAUGCACUA
Neltuma alba is the source of this 1452-nucleotide messenger RNA. RefSeq names its product probable anion transporter 5. Bases 22 to 1344 code for a protein of 440 amino acids. The record is from RefSeq and is a predicted model, not a curated record. The transcript has a single exon. Gene Ontology annotation, molecular function: transmembrane transporter activity. Lineage: Eukaryota; Viridiplantae; Streptophyta; Magnoliopsida; Fabales; Fabaceae. Gene Ontology annotation, biological process: transmembrane transport.